Epinephelus moara (kelp grouper) is the source of this 2440-nucleotide messenger RNA. It is a transcript of the gene epyc, whose product is annotated as epiphycan. The transcript is spliced from 10 exons. The record is from RefSeq and is a predicted model, not a curated record. Bases 38 to 1777 code for a protein of 579 amino acids. NCBI's taxonomy places the organism in Eukaryota, Metazoa, Chordata, Actinopteri, Perciformes, Serranidae. Gene Ontology annotation, molecular function: protein binding.
AAGCUUCUGUGGAUGUGAUUCAGGUGUGGACGACACUAUGAGGAUGCUCGUGCGGCUCGUGUUGGGACUCUUCGUCCUCAAAGCGGUGGUGGCGGGCCCCAGAUUUUCCCGACAAGCGGACUUGGACACGUACGACAGUGCCAACUAUGAUGUGGAUCUAGACAAUUUAAAUUUGGAGAACCAGGAUAUCUAUGACUAUGAAGAUGGGCUGACGAUUGAUGAUCCUCAGAUAGAGAUUGGAACACUGGCCCCACCUGACUAUAACUACCCUGUACCGGAGGCCUCGUUGGAAGAACAAGUAGAAGAAGAGGAGGAAGUGGAAGAAGAGUUGCCCCUAACACCCCAGCUCAUCCCUCAGGGUUCAGGGGGAUCUGGGGUUCUCAUGGGCCCAGAGACACAGAAAGAGGUGGAGCUGCGUCUGACGCCCAUUGACAUCCUUCAUGUGUCCGGGGAUUUUGGGGGCUCCGUUGGGUCUGGGGCCUCGGGUGCUUCUGGGGCUCCUGGGUCUGGAGGCUCAGGAGACCUACUGGUCUCCGGCGGCUCUGGGGGUUCUGGUGAUAUUAUCCUGAUCUCCGGAGCCUCUGAGGAGCUCAUUACCUCUGGGGGAUCUGGGGAGUUCUUGUUAUCUGGGGAUGUCUUGAUAUCUGGGGAUCACUCAGGAUCAGGAGAUAUUUCCGGAGCUUCUGGGGACCUUGGCUCUGGAAUUGCUAUUGAAUUCCCCCUGGGCUCUGGGGACCAGUCUGGCUCUGGGUUCUCCGGAGAUCUGUUGAUCUCAGGGGCCUCUGGGGUUUCUGGGGACUCUGGUGAGUCCGGUGACUCAGGGAUAACAUUGAUAUCUGGAGAGGAGGAGCUGCCCCUCAUUCCCGAGCCUAUCCCUAGCGAGGCAUCGGGUGCUUCAGGGGAGUUCUCAGGAGCUUCAGGAACCUCAGGGGCCUCUGGAGAAUCCGGAGACUUCUCUGGAGUUUCUGGUGUCUCUGCCUCAGGAGACGCAGAGGUCCCUGAGGUAACUCUGGUGACUGACACUGAUAAAGAGGAGGGGCUGCUUCCGACCACACCAGAAACCCCUCAGGAGGGUACUGGCGGUGUAGAAGGGUCAGUGAGCUCUGGCGAACCUGACGAGCCUGAUGAGCCUGUGAUUGACAGGAAAGGUAUGCCCACUUGCUUGCUGUGCACGUGCCUCGGUGGUUCGGUCUACUGUGAUGACUUGAAGCUGGAUAGCGUUCCACCUCUUCCCAAAGGCACCACUCACUUCUACGCUCGCUACAACAGAAUCACCAAGAUCAACAAGUCCGACUUUGCAAACAUGAGCAAGCUGAAGAGGAUCGACUUAACCGCCAACGAGAUCAAGUCCGUGGAUGACAAAGCAUUUUUGGGUCUGCCUGCGCUGGAGGAGCUGGUUAUUCGAGAAAACCAUGUCUCACAGCUGCCUGCUCUCCCAGAGACCAUGAGCCUGAUCGAUGCCAGCCAUAACAACAUUGGCACCAAGGGUAUUCACAACGAGGCGUUCAAGGAUAUGACGAGCCUGCUGUACCUGUACCUAACAGACAACCACAUUGACUACAUCCCCGUGCCUCUACCAGACAGCCUGCGAUCUCUACACCUACAGCGUAACAAUAUUCAAAUGAUGCACGAGGACACGUUCUGCAACCUGAAAGACUUCAACUACAUCAGGAACGCACUGGAGGACAUCCGUCUGGACGGCAACCCCAUCAACCUCAGCAGGACCCCGCAGGCUUACGUCUGCCUGCCCCGCAUACCCAUCGGGGAUCUCGUUUAACCACACAGACACAUACCUUACACUCUUGCACACAGACUCCCACCAGUACAACCACAUGCACACAUCUUUGUACAUAUUGACACACACACAGUCACACACGCAGACAUGCAUACCAUUGAUCUCAAACUAUCAGUUAAUUACACACUGCUGUACAUGCUGCUGACACAAUUUAUGUUUCGUGAACAUCCACGACAAAUUCUGAGUCAGAAUCUAGUGAUCAAGCACAUACACACUGCUCGCUCUACGUCUUCCUGUUCUUAGACCAGGUAGAACACACACACACACACACCGGCACCAACCAAAAUGCAUGUACACACACAUACAAACACACACACUCACACACAAGAACUUUGUCAAAAGCCAAACUGUUCCGUAACUUGAUUAGGAGUAAACAAUAGGUGGCAUUCGGAGAAAUCAGUUUAUUAAGAACCCUCAGAUGGCAUGUAUGUGUCUGUUUAGUGUCUGUUCAUGACUGGCAGAGAAAUAACAAACCAGUAACAUUGUUUUAAAUAUGUUUGUUUUGUAAAAAUAAUAAUAAUAAUAUUAAUUUUAAUGACAAAUCUAACACUUUUGGAAAUGUAUACUAGCAUAAACUUAUUGAAGCUGGAGCUUAAUGGAGGUAAAUUGAGUAUCUAAUGCAAUAAAAGACGCAUUUAAACACAA